Cottoperca gobio is the source of this 1188-nucleotide messenger RNA. RefSeq names its product transcription factor HES-5-like. Gene Ontology annotation, biological process: regulation of DNA-templated transcription. Bases 50 to 598 code for a protein of 182 amino acids. NCBI's taxonomy places the organism in Eukaryota, Metazoa, Chordata, Actinopteri, Perciformes, Bovichtidae. Gene Ontology annotation, molecular function: DNA binding; protein dimerization activity. The record is from RefSeq and is a predicted model, not a curated record. The transcript has 2 exons.
ACCCAGACCCACACAUUCAUAUGGAGAUGUGGGACUAUAAAUAGGAGGGAUGAAGCCAGCAGAGAUCAGAUUCUCUCUACAGAGACCUCUACAGCACAGAGAUCCAGACAUGGCACCUACAACCACUGCAGCAAUGACCAGUUCUCAGGAGCAUCUCACUCUGACCCACAAGCUCAGAAAGCCUGUGGUGGAGAAGUUACGCAGAGAGAGAAUCAACAGCAGCAUUGAGCAGCUCAAGUCUCUCCUGGGUCCAGAGUUCCUCAAACAGCAGCCAGACUCCAAGCUGGAGAAAGCAGACAUCCUGGAGAUGACCGUUUGUGUCCUCAGACGACUGCAGCAGCAGCAGCAUCAAGCUCUGGACUCAGCAGCCGUCAAUCAGGGCUACUCCAGGUGUGUCCAAGAGGUGACACACUUCCUGUCCAAAGAGCAGGUGAAGACACCGUCCCAGAGAAGACUGCUGAACCACUUCAACAAGCUGCAGGCUUCCUCUGAGAAGAACCUGAGAGAGGCUGACUUCUCUCUUCUGAGCUCCACAGUCCAGACCAGCAUCACCAAAGAGAAGAGUGCAGUCAACAGCUCCGUCUGGAGGCCAUGGUAGAGACCCAAGGACUUGUACAAAACUGAAGAUCAUGAGUGAAACGAGCAAUUGUACUUGUACUCUUGGACUUUUAACCUCGUCCUCAUUCGACGGUACUCUCAUUUUGAAGAGUUAUUGCGUAAUACUGCAAAGUUUUAUUACCUUUUGCAAAGGUCACAUUCUGUGUUUCUGUGAUAUUUGCAGGUUGGCUACUGUUUAGUAUUUCACAGGUAGUCACUUAUUCAGGUGUUACCCUGUGAAGAAAACAUUAUUGUUCCCAAAGGGAAUGCCUCUAUAAUGUCAGUAACACUGACAUAUGUCUCUACCUUUUCUCCAAUCAGGAGACAGUAAAUCAUGGUGAGCAUGUUUCUGAUUUAUAUGUGAUGUUCACAUACUCUGUUUAUUGAAAUGUCCUUUCUGAUAUAUCUGUAAACGUUUGAAUUGUCUGCAUUUUUAUCAGAUGGAUUUUGUGUAAUCACUAAGACAAAUGUGCUGCUUAUUAACUCUGUGAGUGACAGCACUCAUACCUUCAAUGAAGGUCUAAAUGUUUGGAAAAUGUCUCGAUCUGAAUGUAUCUCUUCAAGCCAAGUGAAGCAUUAAAACAAUCACAA